Molecule: messenger RNA, 2841 nt
Organism: Ahaetulla prasina
Lineage: Eukaryota; Metazoa; Chordata; Lepidosauria; Squamata; Colubridae
Product: vomeronasal type-2 receptor 26-like
Exons: 7
Coding region: 1044-2822 (592 amino acids)
Biological process (GO): G protein-coupled receptor signaling pathway
Cellular component (GO): membrane
Molecular function (GO): G protein-coupled receptor activity
Source: RefSeq, a predicted model, not a curated record
AAAGUACCUGGAGGGGAAAGAAGAACUCAAAACAUUCAACUCAACAGAAGAGUCAAAAAUGACCAUAUCUUGGGAUGCUUAACUCCCUCUGGUGCCAAAGGCAUGGAAGAGAACAGGAAUGUCAGCCCAGUUCAACAGUUUCUGGGCAGUAGUGGAAGGAAAGAAGAUGAACAGCAGCAGAGCCCAAGCCAACACGCUUUGUAUUGUGGGUCAUGAUAUCACAUACACUUACAAAAAGGGGCAGCACUCGCAAUGCAAAUCUAGAAUGUGGUUGAGGGGUGCAGAGAUACCUCCGAUGAAGGAAUGCAAGGUUGUUAAGAAAAAAUGAACAGCAACUCUGUCCCGGAGAAAGAGAGGUUGUGAGAAAUCAUAGAAUCAUAGGGUUGGAAGGGACCUUGGAGGUCUUCUAGUCCAACCCCCUGGUCCAGGCAGAAGACUCUUACCAUCCCAAUCAAAUGGUUGUCCAGCCUAUUUUUAUCCAUAAAAAUAGUAUCCAUAGCAGGAACAGCCCAUCCAGAGUUAAACUGGGAGGCCCUUGAACCAAGUAGCCCAUGUGGUUCCAGUAAGGGGACCAAGGAUGGUCAUGCAUUGCCAUCUCCCCCCAUCUCAGGAAGCUAGAUUUGGACAUCAGGAAGAAGGGUCUCCAAGAAGAUCUCUUUUCAGAUCUGCUAUCACACCGCUUCAACCCUGCUGCGCUUUGAUGGCAGCCUGCCAUAAAAUUUGGGCAGGGGAGAUGUGGGAGGGGGGAGACAGGGACAGGGUGAUGAUAGGAACCAGAAGUGCCAACCAAGGACAACGGUUGAACGAUCCAAGGAAAGGAAUGCGAAUGCCCACCAAAGAGGCACCAAAACAACUAAUUUGACCCAUAUAGAAUAGAAUAGAAUAGAAUAGAAUAGAAUAGAAUAGAAUAGAAUUUUUUAUUGGCCAAGUGUGAUUGGACACACAAGGAAUUUGUCUUGGUGCAGAUGCUCUCAGUGUACAUAAAAGAAAAGAUACCUUCAUCAAGAAAAAGGAAAGGGAUUCAUUGAUUCACCCUAUGAAUUAUGGACUUCCUGCUUCUGCUUCUGCUGCUGCUGUUGUCCCAUCCAGUCUCUGGGAAGCUGAGAAUGAAAUGCCCGCUGAGUUUGGAGCACCAGGAUGGAAAACAACCACAGAGCUUUUACAGCCCAGGAGACCAUCUCAUUGCUAUAGUCAUCAGUGGAGAGGAAAUAUCACACGUAAAGUUGCUUUUCAACGUGGCUCCUUCUUUUCAGUUUGUUUUCCGUGAUUCGAAUGUUUAUGGUUUUUCAUACGGCUUACGAUUCAUUUUCAACAUUCAACUGAUCAACAAGAAUUCCCAGUUCCUGCACAAUCUCACACUGGGCUACAACAUCCAUGACAACCAUUUUAGCACUUUCCGCACUUCAGAUGCCUUGCUGGACAUUCUCUCCACUGGAGAAGCCAAUGUCCCCAACUACAGCUGUGGAAGGAAGGAGAACCUUCUGGUUCUUCUUGAUGCAGCUGCCAAGGCCAUCUCCAUCCAGAUGUCAACAUUAGGAGACACCUACAAAGUCCCACAGAUCAGUGCUACCAUUGUUUCAGAGGCUCUGAGUGAUAAAAGGAAAUUCCCCUUUUUCCACCAGAUGUUCCCCAAAGAAGGAUUCCACUACCCACAAAUUGUCCAACUGCUCCUCCAUUUCCGAUGGACCUUCAUUGGCCUCUUUGCUUCAGACACAGAGAAGGGAGAGAAAUUCAUGAGGACUUUCACUCCUAUGCUUAUCAGGAAUGGAAUUUGUGUUGUUAUAUCACAACAAUUUUCACAAACUGAACAUGCAGCCCCCCUCGGGGAGGCCCUCUCUAAGUGGAGGCAAGUCAACGUUUUUGUUCACUUCAUAGAAGUUGAUUCCAUCUGGGACAGAAUUCUUCCUUUCCAUGAAACGCUUCUACGUUUGCCAGAACCCAUUGAAGGGAAAGUCUGGAUCCUCACAAAUUUUCUAUGGUAUGAAAUAAAGAAGCACAGACUUCUCAAAUACAUCCAUAGUAUUUGGAACUUUGUUUAUCUGGGAAAAGAAAGGCCAAUGGAUGAGGCCUUUGAACCCUAUUUCUUUCUGGAAGAAAAGUUUCAAGAUCCUUAUUUUCGCUGUUCUCUUUCAAAGAACGUCUUUUCUGCCAAAGGCCGCAGAAGAUGCACCCAGAAAGCCCCACUGGAGACCCAGGAGAAAAGGAAGAGGAAAAGGAUCCCAAAUCACUAUCAACAUUACACUAUACUGAAGACUCUGGCCCAGGCCUUGAAUGCUGCUUAUUCCUCCAGAUCGAGGAGGGGAAGGAAGGAGGGAGAAAAGAGGCUGGGGUCUCCAAGGCUGCAGCCGUGGCAGUUUCAUCCCUUUCUGAAGAAGAACCAGUUUUUCAAUAUUUCUGAGAUAAAUCUGUACUUGGACCAAAAUGGAGAGAUAACAGCAGAUCUGGUCAUUUUCAGCUGCUUGGUUCUCCCCAAGGAGGAUCCCAAGGAAGAAUAUCUGGCGUAUUUUCAAAGACAGAGAUUUAAUCUCAACCCAGGUGCUCUUUCACUGCUAAAGUUGCUCAAUAAGUCCCUGCCUCAGUCCAGAUGUGUGGAAAAUUGUCAUCCUGGGUUUGUCAAAAGGGCUCGAGAAGGAGAGCCAGUUUGCUGCUAUGACUGCGUUCCUUGUCCAGAGGGGACCUUCUCCACUCAGGAAGAGCUUUUUUCCGCUGGUUCUCGUGCUUUGGAGGCACAAGGAAGAAGGCGAGGGGUCCAGGAGCUGAUGCUCCAACCUGCCAAGUGGAGGAAGGCACCGAGGCUCCCGAGAGAAAGUCAGUCACUUUGAUCGUGGACGUGGAGCUCCG